Molecule: messenger RNA, 1350 nt
Organism: Aureobasidium vineae
Lineage: Eukaryota; Fungi; Ascomycota; Dothideomycetes; Dothideales; Saccotheciaceae
Source: the annotation of a GenBank genome assembly
AUGGCGAUUCAACUCGAGGGCAACUCCCUUCUCUAUACCGUCACCACCCUGACAUGUCUUGGAUUCCUCCUCAUUGGUUUCGACAAUGGUUUAAUGGGAGGCUUCAUCAAUGGUAAAGCCUUUACCGAAACCUUUGGCAUUGACCUCAACACAAACUAUGGCACCAACAUCAUUGCGCUGAUUGUAUCAAUCUAUGAGAUUGGUUGUUUCAUCGGAGCUGUUACGACCAGUUUCAUCGGUGAGAAGCUGGGUAGACGCAGAUCGGUUCUGAUUGGCGUGAUCAUUAUGAUUGUUGGUGCAAUCUUGCAAGCCACUGCCUAUCAAGUCGCUCACAUGAUUGUUGGAAGAAUUGUCAGUGGAAUUGGCAUGGGCUUCAUCAACUCAACAGUACCAGUCAUGCAGGCCGAGUUCUCGCCCAAAGCAACUCGAGGCAGAUAUUCGGACAAUGGACGCAGCAGUAGCUACAUCUGGCGCGUACCCACCAUCCUCCAAUGCGUCUUCCUGAUUCCCAUGAUCUUCAUCAUAUGGGUAAUCCCCGAAACUCCGAGAUGGCUCGCUGCUAGAGACCGCAAUGAAGAGGCUCUCGAGGUUCUGACCCGUUUGAACAAGGGCAAGAUGAGCCAGGAGGAGAUUCAGAGCAUCCACACUGAUAUCGUCCGCACCGUGGCCAUUGAGAAAUCCAUCGGUGCUGGCUCUUGGUCGGACCUUUUGAAGAACGACAGCAUUCAGAGUAGACGCAGAUUCCUUAUUGCGUGCGGCAUUCAGGCGUUCCAACAGCUUGGUGGCAUCAACGCUCUGGUUUACUACUCAGGAACUCUCUUCCACGAAAGUCUAGGCUUUGACGCUAACCUUUCCGGUCUCAUGUCUGGAUUCUUGAACACAUGGUUCUUCUUGGCCUCCUUCAUCCCUUGGUUCCUGAUUGACAGAGUCGGUCGUCGUCCACUUUUGUUGUCCAUGAUCAGCGUGAUGGCAGCCGUGAUGGCCGUCCAGACAGGUCUUGUCUACCAGACUCAAAACAACACAUCCAUUGCCCCAAUGCUGUUCAUCUUCCAAGGUGCCUUCACUAUCGGCUUCCAGGCCACCGUCUGGGUCUACCCAUCCGAGAUCCUUCCUCUCCGUCUGCGUCAAAGAGGUUCUUCCAUUUCUACGGCCUGCAACUGGAUCCUUAACUUUGUCAUCGUCUACAUUACCCCACCUGCCAUCAAGAACAUCCGUUGGAGGACCUACAUCAUCUUUGCUGUGCUCAAUGCAGCCUGGGUACCCAUUAUCGAAGGAUUCGAAGAGGGUUUUGAUGCUGCGAUGAACGAGAAGGCUGUCGAAUAUCGCACCGAUAUGAUCGAGAAGGUCUGA